CUCUAUGGGGCUCUAUGGGGCGCUGCGCGGUUCUGUGGGGUGCAGGAAGCGCCCAGAAGGGGGGGUUUGAGCCCAGACCCACAUGGCGGCGCGCUCGUCAGGCAGCACGCAGCGCCCGGCCCACGUUGUUCCUGUGGGGUCUGUGGGGCUCUAUGGGUCUCUAUGGAGUUCUGUGGGUCUCUAUGGGGUUCUAUGGGUUUCUAUGGGACUCUGUGACUCUCUAUGGGGUUGUGUGGGUCCCCACAGGGCACUGUGGGUCUCUAUGGGGUCCCUAUGGGUCUCUGUGGGGUUCUGUGGGUCUCUAUGGGAUUCUGUGACUCUCUAUGGGGUUGUGUGGGUCCCUAUGGGGCACUGUGGGUCUCUAUGAGUCUCUAUGGGGCCCUAUAGGGCUCUAUGGCUCUCUGUGGGUCUCUAUGGGUCUCUAUGGGGCUCUCACGCCUCCCGUGCCGCUCUGCCGUCCCAUCAGGCUGCCGCUGCUCUCCUGCCUGGCACCUGCGAUCUCCGCAGCCCACAGGAGAGCAGGAAACGGCCUCCAUGGGAGCUGGGAGCCGCUGGCAGAGGGCCGGGAUGGGGAUGUGGGGCGGCGAGGCGCCCCCAGGCGGCGGCGGUGCUGGGGACGGAGCAGCAGCUGGGCCUGGAGCUUUGCUGCGCUCUGAGCCGCCACCGCAGGCCUCGGCGUUUGCCGUCAGCGCCGCUCUGCGCCCGCAGGAGCCCUGAGCCGUGCGGAGGAGGCCGUGCGUCUCAGCAGGGAGCAGCGGGCGCCGCCGGACCCUGCGCAGCCAGCGCCGUGCCGCCAUCUGCAGACGCAGCCGUGCGUGGCCGCGCCGGGCGAGCGCUCGGCUGCCUUUCCUCCAUUCGGGGCGCCUGCGGCCGGCGGAAGGAGCUCUGCCAGCAGGGCUGCCAGCAACGCAGGGCGGGCAGCCGCGGGCCGACACGAUGGCGCCGGCAAAGGCAGCGCGGAAGCGCGGGGUCAGAGCUGGGGGUGCAGAGCUGGGGGUGCAGAGCUGCAGUUCAGAGCUGGGGGUGCAGAGCUGUGGAUGCAGAGCUGCGGGUGCAGAGCUGUGGGUGCAGAGCUGUGGGUGCAGAGCUGCAGUUCAGAGCUGCGGUUCAGAGCUGUGGGUGCAGAGCUGCAGUUCAGAGCUGUGCUUUCAGAGCUGCGGCUCUUCAUGCUCAGCCCAAAGCCCUGGCAGGCCGGCGUCCUGCUGUCGGUGUGAACAGGUUGCGCUGCAGCUGCAGUUCAGCUGAUCCCGGCGCUGGCCGUCCGUCCCAGGGGAGUCGAGCUCCAUUCCACAGCACUUUGGCUGCGCUGCCGCCAUUCCUGCCGCCAUGA
Messenger RNA from Lagopus muta (rock ptarmigan), 1330 nucleotides. RefSeq lists its product as uncharacterized. The transcript is spliced from 2 exons. NCBI's taxonomy places the organism in Eukaryota, Metazoa, Chordata, Aves, Galliformes, Phasianidae. The coding region runs from base 374 to 1330 and encodes 318 amino acids. The record is from RefSeq and is a predicted model, not a curated record.